Messenger RNA from Lucilia cuprina (Australian sheep blowfly), 893 nucleotides. RefSeq names its product protein commissureless 1-like. NCBI's taxonomy places the organism in Eukaryota, Metazoa, Arthropoda, Insecta, Diptera, Calliphoridae. Gene Ontology annotation, biological process: axon guidance. The record is from RefSeq and is a predicted model, not a curated record. The coding region runs from base 495 to 893 and encodes 132 amino acids. The transcript is spliced from 2 exons.
CUGCCGAUUAAAAGCAUAUUUUUUUAAAAUAUUUUAAAAAUUAAUUUACAAUUCUGCGCUAAAUGCCGUUGCUGCUGCUGCUAAUGAAGUGUUAAUAAAAAUCUACGUUUUCUUGAACUAAAAUAAUACACAAAAAACACACUUAUUAAAAAUCAAAUAAAAGCACUUGAAAAUCCAGAAAAUAACAACAAAUAACUAGACUAUUAUACAAAAAAAAAAAAACAAAAAUUUUUUAAUACAUAAAAAUAUAAGUAAAUAAACUAAAGAUUUUAAUAUUGAGAAAUAAAGAAAAUUUUCAACUGACUUCUGACAGUUACAAAAUGAUAGCGAACAAAUAAAGUUGAAAAAUUUAAAGAAAAUAUUUUAAUAAAAAGAAAAAUAAGAUAAAACAUUAAAUUAAAAAAAUAAUAAUAAAACGAAAAAUAUAUAAACAAUAGCUUAAAAAUAUUAAAACAUAAACACAAACAAAAAUAAAUCUACCGAAAAAAUAAAUCAUGUCCGAUUUACAAAUUUUAAACAAUCAAUCGACAACCACCUCCGAUCGUUUUGAAAUUCAAAAUUUCGAUUUAAUACAAAACUAUUCGGUAUUAAUUAAUAAAUUAGAACAGUUGGCAUUAGGUGUUGAUGCCACACUCGAUAAUAUCGCCGUGGAUCAUAAAGCUGUCGAAUUGACAUUGGGCAAGGGUGAUCUGUUGACUGAUUCCAUUACUGCCUCUCGUACCGGUCCACCACAUGUUACUUUAGCUCAUGGCCUAGAGGAAGUAGAAUAUUCGCGUGUGGUCAGUGAUAUAUGGAUAGGUGUGAUCUUAACUUUACUCAUAGUGUCUGUGAUAUUUUUUAUUUGUGCCUGUUUUUUGUAUCACAAAUUUCAACAGUGGAAAAAUUCAUCUUAA